AUGGACGCGCUGAAGGGUUUUACUCACUACGAUGCCUUGGGCAUACCGUCCACAGCCAACAGCGUUGAAAUCCGGAAAGCUUACAGGCAGAAGGCACUGAAACAUCAUCCUGACAAGGAUGCCACGGAAAAUGCGACCGCUUACUUUCAGCGAAUUUUGCAAGCUUAUGAGGUACUCAGCUCUGCUCGAUGCCGAUUUCUCUAUGAUAGAGGUCUCCAUACCGAAGGACAUCCCAAUCAUACGCGAGGAUCCGCCGCCCAGCAGCGUGCUGCAGAGGCCAGGGACUUGCGACAUAAGAUGCUAAAACAACGUCUUCUGCAGGCUUGCGAAACUGGGGCGACUAGCGAGGCAAUGAAGAUUUUACGAGGAGGAAUACCGCCAGACGAUCUCAACGCAGUAGACGAGAUGGGGCGGACAUGUCUUAUGUAUGCUGCUGAGCGUUGUCAUCCUCAGAUUGUUUCCCUCCUUAUGAUUUACAAGGCAGAAGUGGACAUAGCAAAUGUCGAGGGUUGGACUCCGCUGAUGUGCGCUGUUAACUCUGUGGGUGGUCCUCUGGAGAACGAAGCACGCGAUGCUGCAUCCAGCUUGUUGGCAUUACUCCGUGCUGGAGCUAAUCCGAAUGCAGCAACACACGGUGGUGAUACGGCGCUAAUGACAGCGUGUGCCUCAGGGAGCGUGCCAAUGGUACAGUAUCUGCUUGACUAUGCAGCUCAUGUGGAUGUUGCAGAUACUGGUGGGAUGACUCCCCUGAUUCUUGCCGCGGACGGUGGACAUGCAGAGCUAGUCACGCUGCUGUUGAACGCCGCCGCGUCCGUCGACGUCCCAGAUUCGGUUGGGAAAACAGCUCUGAUGUCUGCCUGUGCUCUUUCGCACAAGCAUGCAGUCGCAGUUCUACUCGAGGCCAAUGCUGAUCCGCUCGCAAGAACAUGGGAUGGUUGCAGUGCCUUGCUGUUCGCCAUCGAGUACUUGGUCGCUUCGGAUAUCGCUAAUAGUACGAAGCUGUCAAAUGAGGCAUCUGCAGAUGGUCUUGUCACAAUGCUGCUUGCAGCACAGGCCAGCCCUACUGCUGCUGCCGAUGAUGGCCGGACGCCUCUGCAGCUUGCUGAAGCUGCUGGUAACCGCAGCCUAGUGGCGGCACUCCUGGGCAACGGGAUGGAUUGCAUGCAUUAUGGGCCGAAUUAUUUUGGGGGAGCGGCAAGCGGAUGGUAUUAG
This is a messenger RNA of Prorocentrum cordatum, 1212 nucleotides long. Lineage: Eukaryota; Dinophyceae; Prorocentrales; Prorocentraceae. The record is from the annotation of a GenBank genome assembly.